Molecule: messenger RNA, 1673 nt
Organism: Phanerochaete carnosa HHB-10118-sp
Lineage: Eukaryota; Fungi; Basidiomycota; Agaricomycetes; Polyporales; Phanerochaetaceae
Exons: 3
Coding region: 5-1477 (490 amino acids)
Source: RefSeq, a predicted model, not a curated record
CAAUAUGUCGCAGCGCCGUCGGGGCACUAACGCCAAGACCUCGGGCCCGUCCAGGCCAGUACGGGCGGCGAGGGAGGUCGUGGUCACGUUCCCGGACGGCUUUUCGUUCACUGUGAAGAAGACAGGUGCUGAUCAACUCUGGCCUUGUCCAAGGUGUGUGCGCUUCCGGUGCAGCAACAAGGAUGAUCUCAAGAUACAUGCAGCAAGUGGGGUGUGCUUACCGAGGUCUGCGAGGGUCGCCGCUCAGCAGUCUCGCGGUGUGGCAGACGUCGUUCCGUCCGCACAGAGACUGCAGCCCCAGCAGGACUCGCAACGACUCACCAUCUUUGAAGAACGCGUCGUGGGGCAGACGCAUUUCGCCACGCUUGUCCAGCGUUUCCAAGCGACUCAGACGCCCUCCUCUGCGGAAACUGCUGCCCCGAAACACGCUACGCAAAGGGCUGGAGGCGAGAACGGCAGCUCCGGCGCACCAACUUUCACGACAGCCAAUAAUUCCUCGAAUUUGAUCGUUCCCGACAGUGCAUCUGCCAAAGAGGCUGGAAAUGACGACGUACAGAUGGCUGCUCAGGAGCCGGUGGAGGGCAUGGACAUCGACAGCGUCGUUCCGGCGGUGACCACUGCUGCUGAACCUGUUGCUCAACCGUUCCUUAGGGAGCGGAGAAGCGAGUUGACCAAAGUCCACGCUCAAGACAACACCACUCUUGGUACAUCAGAAACUAAGUCUACUCUUGGUGCUUCCUCCAUGCAUUCUGCUGCACAAGGCACACAACUGGCACCAACCAUUGUGGACGAGCCCUGCUCUGACCACGCACUAACGCGCGACUUCCGGAGCCUCAGCGUUGUCGCUGGAAGCCCGCCGCCAGCUCGACGACCUGGGCUCGCGGUUACCUUCCUUUCGAAGACAUCCAGUCCGCACACACACACGCACGACACGAUCCCGCAUGCGACCAGGCGCUCGCGCACCGCGCCGUCCGUCCCUCCGCCCGAGUACCCGCUUACGCCUGCCUCGAUGCGCGACGACACCCCAGACAACACUGCGGGGCCUGAGACGCAAGAGCCGCGCGCCCAGUCGCCUGUACGGAUGACGGGCUAUACUCGGCAGUCGCUGAGUUAUUCGCCCCUACCUGCGCCGCCACCAACGGCACUGCCAAAGGCUCCUGCUGCGCCGGUUGUCGAACAGCCCGUGCCUGCGCCGCAGAGCGAUGCGGCACACAACGCGCUACCACUCCCACCCGCGAUACGAGCCUUUCUAGGCCUAGCAACGUUCCGGAACAUCCCGGAGCUGCCCACCCUCGGUGCGUUCCUCGUGCGGCGUGGCGUAUGCUGCGAAGACGGGCUCAACUGUCUGUGCACUAUGCGGCCUGAAGCACUGGCAGAAGACCUCGGGGACCAUGUCAGGAGCAAGUUCGACAACAUAGUUUGGAUGGCUCUGAGGAAUGGGUUGGAUAUACGGGCAAAGAGGAUGGAACUGCGAUGAUCAAUGGAGCCAGGGCAUUAUGCUGAUGAGUGCGGUCUGUUUGUGUAUCAAGAACGUCAUACUUUGCUUUGUGACUGUUAUGCUUUGACUGAUACUCUUCUUACUCUGUUAACAUCGCGCUUUACUUCACUUUCAUUCCAUUCACUCAUUUGUGGGAGUUGUACAUAACUGAAUAAAUCACUAAAAUUAUGCAAAA